GUUGGGACACCUUUACUUUCAAGUUUAAGCACCACAAAAUGGCACCAAAGAAGGAUGUAAAGAAGCCAGCAGCAGCAGCAGCGCCAGCACCUGCGCCAGCGCCAGCACCUGCCCCAGCUAAGCCCAAAGAGCCUACAAUCGACCUCAAGAGCAUCAAGAUCGAGUUCUCCAAGGAGCAGCAGGAUGACUUCAAGGAGGCCUUCCUCCUCUUUGACAGGACUGGUGAUGCCAAGAUCACCCUGAGCCAGGUGGGCGAUAUCGUCCGGGCGCUGGGGCAGAACCCGACAAAUGCCGAAAUCAACAAGAUCCUGGGCAACCCCAGCAAAGAGGAGAUGAAUGCCAAGAAAAUCACUUUUGAAGAGUUCCUGCCAAUGUUGCAAGCAGCUGCUAACAACAAGGAGCAGGGCUCCUAUGAGGACUUCGUUGAAGGUCUGCGUGUCUUUGACAAGGAAGGCAAUGGCACAGUCAUGGGGGCUGAGCUCCGCCACGUGCUGGCUACUCUGGGUGAGAAGAUGACAGAAGAGGAAGUAGAUGAACUCAUGAAAGGUCAGGAAGACUCCAAUGGCUGCAUCAACUAUGAGGCAUUUGUAAAGCACAUCUUGUCUGUCUAAGUGGACCUCCCCCAGACACCACCAAGGAACAACUCCAAAUCAGAACGACCAGAGGGCACUUGAGAUUCUUGCUCAGUCUGUCACCACCAGCAUGGAAGCUGCAUAGAACUGGAUGAGGAGCCUCCAACCCCAACACUUUUCUUCCUUCAACCAGUGCAUCCAUAGGCAUCCCCUCUGGGUGACUACAUUCAGUUGAAGAGCCUGAACAUUCACCGAGGCAAGCUAAACGGAUUCAGCUGCUACCAUC
Messenger RNA from Dryobates pubescens (Downy woodpecker), 858 nucleotides. It is a transcript of the gene MYL1, whose product is annotated as myosin light chain 1. Gene Ontology annotation, molecular function: calcium ion binding. NCBI's taxonomy places the organism in Eukaryota, Metazoa, Chordata, Aves, Piciformes, Picidae. Gene Ontology annotation, cellular component: contractile muscle fiber; myosin II complex. Bases 39 to 611 code for a protein of 190 amino acids. The record is from RefSeq and is a predicted model, not a curated record. The transcript is spliced from 7 exons.